Stegastes partitus (bicolor damselfish) is the source of this 3540-nucleotide messenger RNA. RefSeq names its product bone morphogenetic protein receptor, type IBa (gene bmpr1ba). NCBI's taxonomy places the organism in Eukaryota, Metazoa, Chordata, Actinopteri, Pomacentridae. The coding region runs from base 64 to 1695 and encodes 543 amino acids. Gene Ontology annotation, cellular component: signaling receptor complex; plasma membrane. Gene Ontology annotation, molecular function: transmembrane receptor protein serine/threonine kinase activity; ATP binding. Gene Ontology annotation, biological process: cell surface receptor protein serine/threonine kinase signaling pathway; cellular response to growth factor stimulus; protein phosphorylation. The transcript has 11 exons. The record is from RefSeq and is a predicted model, not a curated record.
AGCGGUGGAUCCCGUUGUGUUAAGAAUAGAGGAGCCGAGAGGAGCCGAGCGGCAGACUCUACCAUGCCAGUGCAGGGAGAAAGGCUGAAGCGCUGUGUCUCUCUCUGCCUCUGGAGCCGGAGUCCUCUGCUAUUGCUUGGACUGUUCUCUCUGCAUGCACAAGCUCACGGCAACAUUUUGGACAGUAUGCUGCUACAAGCAUCAAGUAAGGAGGCAGCGGAGAGUGGGAAGGAGACUUUUGGCAGCACAGCUCCUGCUUCAUCCUCCCAAAGACUCCUGUGGUGUCACUGCUAUCACCACUGCCCAGAAGAUUCAACCAACAACACAUGCAGGACGGACGGCUACUGCUUCACGAUGGUGAAGGAGGAGGAUGGAGUACCGGUCCAGACUGCGGGUUGCAUGGGGCUGGUCGGGUCAGAGUUUCAGUGCAGGGAUACGGGGAAGUCACGUCAAAGGAGAUCGCUGGAGUGCUGUACAGAUGAAGAUUACUGCAACAGAAACCUGCAUCCAACGCUGCCGCCGCUCAAGCCGCCUCUCUAUGUCGAUGGGAAGAUCCACCACAUGGCCUUGUUGAUUUCAGUCGCUGUUUGCAGCAUCAUACUGCUUGUCAUCAUUGUGUUCUGCUACUUCAGGUACAAGCGACAAGAGUCUCGUCCUCGCUACAGCAUCGGUCUAGAGCAGGAUGAGAUGUACAUUCCCCCUGGAGAGUCUCUGAAGGACCUGAUAGAGCAAUCGCAGAGCUCUGGCUCAGGCUCAGGACUCCCUCUAUUGGUCCAGAGAACGAUAGCCAAGCAGAUUCAGAUGGUGAAGCAGAUCGGCAAGGGCAGGUAUGGAGAGGUGUGGAUGGGCAGGUGGAGAGGAGAGAAGGUGGCUGUGAAAGUUUUCUUCACCACUGAGGAGGCCAGUUGGUUCAGAGAGACGGAAAUCUACCAGACUAUCCUAAUGAGACAUGAGAACAUACUGGGUUUUAUAGCUGCAGAUAUUAAAGGAACUGGCUCCUGGACUCAACUCUACCUAAUCACCGACUACCAUGAAAAUGGAUCUUUGUAUGACUACCUCAAAUCAACCACUCUAGACAAUAAAGCGAUGCUGCGACUGGCCUACUCCUCUGUGUCGGGACUCUGUCACCUCCACACAGAGAUCUUCGGCACCCAGGGCAAACCUGCCAUCGCUCACCGGGAUCUGAAGAGUAAGAACCUGCUGGUGAAAAGAAAUGGGACCUGCUGUAUAGCUGACCUCGGACUGGCGGUUAAAUUUAUCAGUGACACAAAUGAGGUAGACAUCCCUCCCAACACUAGAGUUGGCACAAAGCGCUACAUGCCUCCGGAGGUUCUGGACGAGACUCUGAACAGAAGUCAUUUUCAGUCGUACAUCAUGGCCGACAUGUACAGCUUUGGGCUCAUUCUCUGGGAGAUUGCUCGACGUUGUGUCUCAGGAGGGAUCCUGGAGGAGUACCAGCUACCGUACCACGAGUUAGUUCCUACGGACCCUUCAUAUGAAGACAUGAGAGAGGUGGUCUGCAUCAAGAAACUACGACCGUCCUUUCCUAAUAGAUGGACCAGUGAUGAGUGUUUGAGACAGAUGGGGAAGCUGAUGACAGAAUGCUGGGCCCACAACCCAGCCUGCCGCCUCACAGCGCUACGGGUCAAAAAGACACUUGCCAAAAUGUCAGAAUCACAGGACAUCAAGCUGUGAGCGGGCACUGCCAGGUGUGUGUGUGUUUACGCACAUAGAAAGGGCACUAACAAUCACACUGGCUCUGGUCCACGUCGCACAAGCCUUCUCCCUGGGGGGAAAAAAAAGAGGAGGGACAGGAAGCAAGAAGAUCACUUAGAAGAUCACAAACUUUUGAGUCCAAACGCCCAGAACUCUGCAACGCAAGUCCCCUUAAAAAAAAAAACAAUCAGGUCUUAUGUGGCCCUGUUCUGUCCAUCAAAGACGAUGAGACGAUUUCAUUUCAGACUAGUGCGAGGACUCUAAAUCCACGUAUAGGCUCCUGUUCACAUGCUCCAAAGGUCUUGGAGAAAGAGACUGAGUUUGACUUGGCACUGUAGCUGCAGAGACACGCAAACAGGCUACUGACCAGUGAGUGGAAUGUGAUAUCACUGCUUUCUGUGAAAGCUACCCUACCUGUAAGAUGAAGGUCUGACUGAUAGAACUGAAGGGACGUGUUUCAAAGCAAUCUGUCAUUGCAGCAUUAGCACCUCCUUUCUUAACACUAUCACCCCCACUACUGGCUUUAUGUGAUAAUUGGAUUGAACACAUUUUGGUUUUUUUUGUCAAUCAACUGCUUUUAAUUACAAGAACUGACCCUAUGUGACAGAGAGGGGGAAAAAAAAAAGAAAGUAUUGUGAGGCUUUAAAAUUUUUGGUUUCUGCGGAUAACAUUGUAAACACUGAAGAAAAGGUAAACGUUGUGUUUUUGUGAUGGGCUAACGAAAGUUGCAAAAAGUGCAUUUUCAAUGUAAAACUCCAACUCGCGAAGACGAUAUGUGAUAAAAUAAAAUUUCUAUGUCCAAAUAAAUUCUGGAUUGAGGCUCUGAAGGCCUCCGUGUCUCCUUGCCCUCUGAUGGAAAACCUGCCUGAAACGAGGAGGAGGCGGCGUUGCAUUAAAGGAUUGAUUGGAGCAGAACAGUGCCACCCGUAGGUGCUCUCCGGUAACUACAGGAAGGAAAGACUCCCAAGUGCGUUUCCAAACUGCUUUACACUAACUGUAGUGGUGACUUCUUGUUUGGUGAUGUAGUGAUCUAUUAUAAAUGUGUGGAAUUUUGUUAGUUUAGGGGUACCACGAGUUGUUUGUCAUGAGGGAUUGCUACCAUUCAGUCAGUAAAGUGGCUCCCAAUACCAGGCUGAUGAUGGAAAUGGUGUAUUUUAAGCAGCGGGACCAGAAGCACUCACUUAUAGUAAAAAAAAAAUCAGCUGGCCCAAGAAAACACCCCCCAUACUCUUCUACCACACGAAUUAAACUGAUUCACUAUAAUUAACCAUUUGCAGCUGUCACAAUGAAACCAAAUGAGUCAAUUCAAAAUUCCAUCAUCCCGUUUCUGUGAGUGAAGUUCCUCCAUUGAUUCUGGCAUAAAAGCAGUCCACUUUUGGAAAACCUAAGCAGCCUCAGUAUGAAGUGGUUCUCCAGGUAAAUCCAGCCACCUUUCAUCAUCUGGCUGUUCGGUCCUUACAGUGGUCGGCUGUCACCGCAGUGCCAGUUCAGAUUUUCCCCUCAAAUGGCACUAACUGACUCAUUUUUUAUUUUUUAUUUUUUUAGCUUUCAUAGUCCAUUAGUAAAAUCUUUGCUAAACUUUCCUUCAGAGGUCAGCGAGUUUCAUUUUUUGGUCUGUGUCAACUAAAAAUAAUGGGGCGCUUGUCACAGUUGGAGGUUUUCGGUGUGACAGAUUUGUUGUGAUAUAAAAUGCCCUUUGUUUCCUCUUUGGGUGUUGUGCCUUAUUUAAUCUGUACCUGCUGUAGUUGUCUGUGAGAGAAAGUGGUGUUUUUAUUCAGUAAAAAGGUUGAACAUUCCCCCAAUAAAGUGUUUCACUCAUCCACA